UUUAAAGAUAAAGAGUACAAUAAUUUCACAUCUCAUUAUUAGUAAAUUAUUGUAACAUUUAAUUUAUUUAAUCUUACCUUUACACGCAACGACGUUGAUAAUGUAGAGAGGGAAUGGGGAGAGAGAAGUGUAGGGAUAAAAAUAUUUGGAUACUUUCGGAGAAGUUAGUACUUUAUGAAGUUUCAUAUUAUUCAAUUAUUAUGUUAUUAAUAUCAUUUUGAAUUAGACUAUGUAUUUCUGUAUCUUAUUAUAUAUUUUUUUCUAAUAAUUAUUUUCUUUACCUUCUUCCAGAAUCUGCAAAGUG
Molecule: messenger RNA, 304 nt
Organism: Spodoptera exigua (beet armyworm)
Lineage: Eukaryota; Metazoa; Arthropoda; Insecta; Lepidoptera; Noctuidae
Source: the annotation of a GenBank genome assembly